GGCGUGACACCGUAACUUAUGGGUAUUUUCUUAUUAUUUGCUCUGCAACAUGUCCUUGCAUGCUUCAUCAGGUUACAUGCUGCCGAUUGCAGGCGCUCCCAGCUGACUUCGUACUUUCCGCUCCGCACCACUGCCUCUCGCGGGAGGAUGGCCUCCUGCACGCACCAAAGCCUAGACCACCAGCGAGCUUUCAAGCUGGAGGCAAUGCCGUCCCACAAGGACUCAAAGGCUUGAGUAUUGUAAAACCGGAAGGAGGACUCGCCAAACGCGAAAAUCCGACGGUAGAAGCAAGGAAGCUCAUGGAAGUGCUUGUCGUCUGCAAAAAAUUCCACACCCAUGAAAGGAUUGAAGUGCGUAUAGUCGCCUGCAUGGCAGAAAGAAACUGUUGCCAUGUCGAGCUUCUGAACAAUCGCCAGCGCAGCCGC
Messenger RNA from Colletotrichum navitas, 425 nucleotides. RefSeq lists its product as uncharacterized. The coding region runs from base 19 to 234 and encodes 71 amino acids. The transcript has a single exon. The record is from RefSeq and is a predicted model, not a curated record. Lineage: Eukaryota; Fungi; Ascomycota; Sordariomycetes; Glomerellales; Glomerellaceae.